UUUGGCCAAGGAAAACGCCGAAAGGAAUCUAAUUUGAUCCCUAUCGGUGGAAAUCGCACUGAGCAUGGCAUUCAUGGGCGCCAGGGCAAAGACAGCCCAAGAAAUGAGGGAUGUGUUGAAACUGCCCGACGACAAAAAGGAAGUGGCAGCCAAAUUCAAGGAUCUUCUGAGUAAGCUCGAAGGGCGCGAGAAGGUAGCCAUUCUUAGUCUACCAAAUCGCAUAUACUACGUUAACUAUAAGUUCGAGCUAGUACCGGACUACAAUCAGGUGAAAUUUAUCGAGCUGGCCUACAGAAAUUCAAACCUUUCCAUGGUCAUUUAUCUACCGGACAAGGCCGAUGGUCUAGCAGAGUUGGAGAAAAAUAUGGUUGGAUUCACUCCGAAACUUAUCAAUAUUAAUGUGCAUCUAAGGUUUCCCAAGUUUAAAAUCGAAUUCUUCGCUCAUCUAGAGCCAGUUCUUAUAGCGGUGGGUAUUUACAGAUCCUUCUUGGUACACCCUUAGAAUCACAGACUUAACUUAUAUAUGGUCAUACAAGAUGCGUUCAGGACAUCUGGUGACUUCAAUGAUUUGGUCGCGAACAGUGGGGCUUAUGGGGGCGUCGUUCAUAAGGCGUUCCUGGCGGUUAAUGAGGAAGCUUCUGAAGCAGCGGCUGCAACAGCUGUAAUUUUUAAGUAUAAAAGCUAUCGGUUCCCGCCAAUGGAUUUUAAUGUCAAUCAUCCAUUUGACUAUGUCAUUCGCGAUGCGGAAACCAUUUACUUUCAGGGCCACUUCGUAAACCCGGAACGAUAAAAUGUACUUUAUUAAUUGUUUUUUUAUAUACAACGCUUUUGGCUGAAGCUGAUAAAAUACAUA
This is a messenger RNA of Drosophila sechellia, 853 nucleotides long. RefSeq names its product Serpin 38F (gene Spn38F). Gene Ontology annotation, molecular function: serine-type endopeptidase inhibitor activity. The record is from RefSeq and is a predicted model, not a curated record. Lineage: Eukaryota; Metazoa; Arthropoda; Insecta; Diptera; Drosophilidae.